Messenger RNA from Chroicocephalus ridibundus (black-headed gull), 4504 nucleotides. RefSeq names its product extracellular matrix protein 2 (gene ECM2). Gene Ontology annotation, molecular function: heparin binding; protein binding; collagen V binding. Gene Ontology annotation, cellular component: extracellular matrix. Gene Ontology annotation, biological process: positive regulation of cell-substrate adhesion; extracellular matrix organization. The transcript has 10 exons. The coding region runs from base 196 to 2244 and encodes 682 amino acids. The record is from RefSeq and is a predicted model, not a curated record. Lineage: Eukaryota; Metazoa; Chordata; Aves; Charadriiformes; Laridae.
UUGUCCCCAGGGAAAGAAGCUAUUUCAGACUUAACUAAGGAAUCAUCUAACAUGUUUCAACAAUCCUUACUGUUUCUCUGUUUGUUUUAAAGAUAUCACUGUGAUUUUGUUUCAUUUGGAACUGGAGACUAAAUGACACCAAGCAGAAUCUGCUGUUAGGUUAGAUGACAAGGAUACUUUGAGGCACACAAAGACAUGCAGGCUACAUCAUUAGUCUAUUUUUUCCUGAUUGUCUCUCUGUGCGUUGAUUUUUCUCAAAAUGAAACCAGUGCACUUCUCAGGAGGCAAAGGAGGAGAAUGCGCGGCAGAGGAUUGAGAAGGAGCUCCUCAGCAGGGCACAGGUCCCCAAGGCAGCCGGAAAUGAAGCUUCCAGCUCCUGUUGCUGGAGUACCCAGCAUACCUCUUAUUAACAUCGAUGACGGUGUUAUGGGAGUAUUUGAUUCUCUCAUAGGCUUGGGUGGCCAUGAAUCUAGUUACAAUGUCUUACCAGGAAAGAAGGGGCACUGCACAGCUAAUGGGAUGAUUAUGUAUGAUAAAGCUGUCUGGUCUCCCAAGCCCUGCAUUACCUGUCUCUGUUCAAAAGGAGAAGUGAUAUGUGAUACAACCAUGUGCCACCCGCUGAAGUGUCCCAAAACUAUUAUACCUACAGGAGAAUGCUGCCCGGUUUGUUCUGAUACUGCCUCCUCUUCGGAUUCAAGUAUUAUUUCACUGGAUGACAUAAGCGAGUUGUCUGGUGAUUCUCCAGAACCCAAUGGCCUUGACAAUGUCAACAUAUUGUCAGCACCUACUCAAACUGAAAAAGAUGAGCUGCUUAGAACAGAAGCGGUGGAGUCUAUAGAGAAAGAGGGUCGUAAAAGGGAUGAAAAGAAAAGAAAAAGGAAAGGCAAAAAAAAUCGACGGAAGUAUAAAGCCUAUCACAGAGAAAAGAAGCCUAUCACAAGAAAGGAAGCCGCAGAUGAAGAAAUACAACACGAAAGUGAUGAAGAUGAUGGUACUUUCAGAACGCCACCUCAUUUCCCAAUUCCUGUCCCACCCAUAGAAGCUCCUCCUUUGCCAUCUGGAUGUUCCACCUCAGACACCACAGUAAGCUGUAUUAAUGCCAAACUUACACAAAUACCACCAAUCUCAGAUCCAGAUCUAACAAGUCUAGACCUUACAGGAAAUAGUAUCACUACUAUCUCAGAUGAAGCAUUCAAUGGGAUCCCUAAUUUGGAAUGGAUUGAUCUGAGUAAAAAUAAUAUUACAUCUCCUGGCAUAGGUCGAAAAGCAUUCAAAAUCCUGAAAAACCUAAAACGUUUGUAUUUGGAUGGAAAUAUGCUGGUACAUGUUCCCUCUGAACUGCCAUCAACUUUGGAAGAAAUAAAAAUAAAUGACAACCACCUUCACGCUAUUGAUGAAGAUGGCUUACAAGAUUUAAAGAACUUGGUCACCCUGGAAUUAGAAGGAAAUAAACUUAGUGAAGCGAAUGUCAGUCCUUUGGCCUUUUAUCCUUUGAAGAGUCUCUCUUAUUUGCGACUGGGAAGAAAUAAAUUUAGAAUUAUCCCACAAGGUCUUCCCGCCACGCUUGAGGAGUUAUACCUUGAAAAUAAUCAAAUUGAAGAAGUGUCAGAAAUUUGCUUUAACCAUACCAAAAACAUAAAUGUCAUUGUGCUAAAGCAUAACAAAUUAGAAGAGCACAGAAUAGCACCUUUGGCUUGGAUAAACCAAGAGAACUUGGAAUCAAUCGAUCUCUCUUAUAACAAGUUAUAUCAUGUUCCCUCCUAUCUGCCAAAAUCUUUACUACAUCUGAUACUUAUAGGAAAUCAGAUUGAAAGAAUUCCAGGAUAUGUCUUUGGUCACAUGAAGCCAGGGCUGGAGUAUCUCUACCUGUCCUUCAACAAACUUACUGAUGAUGGAAUAGAUCCAGUAUCAUUUUUUGGAGCAUACCACUCUCUAAGAGAGUUGUUUUUGGAUCACAAUGAAUUAAAGUCUGUGCCAUUUGGAAUUGAUGAAAUGAGAAAAUUACGUUUUCUAAGACUGAACAAUAACAAAAUAAGGACGGUCCCUCCAGAACGCAUCUGCAGGGCACAUAUCAAUGAUGACGAUGUUCACGAGAACAGUGAAGAGGAGGAGAAUGAAGAGUCACACCUGGAGCACGUUCAUCUUGAAAACAACUACAUCAAUACAAGGCAGCUGUCACCACAUGCAUUUUCAUGCAUAAGAUCCUAUUGUAGUGUUAUUCUUAAACCACAGAAGAGCAAAUAAACACCCAACUUUUGUAUUGCAACCCCUAUCUCUAGAAACACAGCUUUAUUUAUUCUCUGCUACUAACAGGUCUGUUUAUUUCUGAUUUAAACUCUUCUUACUACUAUAAAUAAGAUACAGUAUAUUAUAUACUGAAGCAAGGUAGUAGUGUAUUUCUUAGUAUUGUUUCAUUAUACAAGCAUUAAAUGUAAAAAUAGAAGCUUAUGUCCUAAAUUUUUAUUUCUAUUGACAGAAAUUUUACUUAAACACAAUUGACCAUACCGUGCCCCCAGAUACACUUCCACAAAACUAGAUAUUAGAAAAGAAGAAUAUAAUUAAACCCUCAACUUGGUCCUGUCCUAUUUGAUUAACUGAAUUUAAAACAUUUUAAAUGGUACCAUCAGCUUUAAAAAUGAUACAAAUUAAAGUCCUUCAGCUACGAACAUUCUAGCAGUGCAAGAAUCAAAUUUCUUAAAACAUAGGUGGACGGUACUGGAUUUUCUACCAAACAUUUUGCAGUGAUAAAUUCUCUUCCAACUGGCAUUUCAUGGAAAAAUGUUAAAUUGUUCAUUAUAGAAAGAUGGCCCUGAAAACUUAGCAGAUUCUGUGUUUGAGUACAGGGAACUAGAAGAAUGAGCAAUUAAUUUCUAUAUGGAUGCCUUUUUUUUUUUUAAACAAUGUUUAUUUGACAUUUUUUAAUUUUUUAUUUUUUUUUUUUAACUCAAGAGUGGUAGGUCCCAUUCAUCCCUUCAAUAGUCAGCUUGCUAGCUUUUUAUACUGUAUAGGAUCAGGAUCGUGUUGCCCUUCAAGGGACUAAUUAGCCUUUCUCAAAACUACAAAAUUCAUUUAGUGGUUAUUUUAAAGCUUCUACAUAGUCACUUCAGAGACAAUGUUAAUAAAGCACUUUCAGUAAUAUAUUUGAUAUAAAUGUCUGCUUAGAUAUACAAGUGUUUGCAAACAGAUCUCUGCUUCCCUAGAAAGGGGUUCCGUCUGUUGAAGAUGUUUUUAAUGUCUGAGUUCAAAGAAAAGAAGCGUUUUUAAUAUUCCGCUCCAGAUUUUAAUAUUUUUCUCUAAAGUGGUCAAAAAUUUGAUAAAAAUUAGUUAAUAUUUUUAUUUUAAAGAACAAUUUUAAUAAAAAUCAAAAGUCAUUCUAGCAUCUUUUGUAUUUCUUGAAUUCUACAGUCCUUUCUCAUAAGAGUAGGCUGGUGGUAGGGAACAAUUACAGAUGACUGGCAAUUCGCUAUUCUUCAUGCAAUUACUUUCCACUUUCUCUGGGCUAUUCUGCGAGACAUAAAAAAAAUAUGUACUUUGUUUUCUUCAGUACUAUAGGUAUGCUGCCUAAUCAUUUCGUCUUCAGAAUGGAUUGGAACAAGGGAUGAAAUGGCUUAAUGCAGGGUUUGACUUUUUAAAGGCAUAUAAAAGCGGUAAGCAACUGCACAACCUACUAAGGACACACGUUAACUACUGAAGCGUAACUUUAUUGCCCUCACUCUGGUAGUGAAGGCUUCACCGUGUAUUUCCCACACAUUCCAAUCUACUGCCAACGGUCAUGUCGUAUAAUCAGCAUAAGCAUACUGUUCACACAACAUUUAACAGUGAAGGAUCUCCAAACAUAUUUUCUUUUUUUUUAGCAUAUAUGAACACCUCUUGUCUUGUUUUCUCUAAAGCUACACAACCAUGACAAAAACAAAAAUCACAUUGCUUUAUCUCAAAGUUCUCUUUUUUCUCAAAUAAACUAUUACCUGCAAGACACAAUGGUACUUCAUCUCCAGCGAGUCAAAAGAUAAUGCAUUUCAUGUAAGAAACAAUCCUAAGAUAUGUGGAUUUUUGUAAAAAGAGUGUUUUGGAUAUUUUGUUUGGUCAGAAGACAUAGCUUAGAGAUUUGCUAAGUUUGGUAAAGAAUGGUGAAAUCAACAGGAUGAGUUUUCACAUACAGUGUUCUGGUUUGGGUGAUUUGAUUUCAUAUUGCUUGUGCACUUUCAACACUUGAUUCCUUCCUUUCUUUUCGCUUUGGCUAAUAUUCCUUUGUCUUUGUCAAACACAUUAAGUUCCCCAUACUACUGCUUUAAGAGACUAAAAAACCUAAAUUAUUAAAAUGAAUACUUUAAUGCUAAAUAACUUCAUUGCUAAAUAACUUCAGACUUACUUUGCAGCACUGCUGAGCAGUGCUUUCAGAAGCUUUAUUAAGCAUUUUGAAUACACGUAUUGACGCAAGGAGGGAUUCCCUGGUAAACAUGCUGCUGUAUUACACCAUUUUACGCAUUCUUAUAAUAAAUCUAAG